ACGCGCAUGCGCUGCACUGUGCUGUGUAAUGUUAGGUGAUACAGUGGAGACAGUGGGGGUCAUCUGACGGGACGAUGAUGGUUAUCGAUCAGUCAGUGAGAGAAUCCUGUCCCGGAACGCACGCGGAGCAUCGAUUUGAGCGCCAGUCGCAUGCAGUUUGAAGCUCCGCCUCCAGAACCAGCGGACUCUAAAGCGCUCGCCGCGCUCUGACUGACGGACUGACCGGAGCCCGAGCCGCGCCGCGCCGCGCCAUGGCAACAGAGCGGCCCUCCAACCUGCGCGUCUUCUCUCUCAACUGCUGGGGAAUUCGGUUCUUCAGUCAACUCUGUACACAGCGGUAUGAGAUGAUCGGAGAAUUACUGGGCCGAGAGCAGCACGACAUCGCCCUGUUACAGGAAGUAUGGAGUGAAAGAGAUUUCCUUUUCCUGAAGAGAAAGCUGUCCUCCUCUCAUCCUUAUACUCACUAUUUCAAGAGUGGAGUCAUUGGCAGUGGGCUUGCUGUGUUCUCCAGACACAGAAUCCAGGACGCUCUGCUCUACCAGUACUCUCUCAACGGCUACCCAUAUAUGCUGCGCCAUGGUGACUGGUUUGGGGGCAAAGCAGUCGGGUUGGUCAUUGUAGACGUUUCUGGAUUAAAGGCGCACGUCUAUGUUACUCAUUUACAUGCAGAGUACUCCAGGGCUCGAGAUGAAUACCUUCCCCACAGAAUAGUGCAGUCGUGGGAAAUGCUGCAGUUCGUGCGCCACACGUCCUGCGGAGCAGAUCUGGUGGUUCUGGGAGGGGAUCUGAACAUGCACCCUCAGGACCUGGGAAACCGUCUCCUCAGAUCCCACACUGGGCUCAGAGACUGCUACACUGAAACAGACACGUUUGAUGGCUGUGAAGAUGGUCACACACUAAUAGCAGACAAUCACUUCACAAAGAAGCAAGAUCUUGUUCCUUUUGAGAAGGGCAUCAGAAUUGACUACAUUCUCAUGAAGGGUUCUCAGAGAGUGAGCAUGAAGUGUGAGUCUCUUUCCACCACCAAAGGUCCAGUGGCUGAUAAACCCUUUCCAUAUUCUGACCAUGAGGCUCUGACUGCUGAACUGGCCCUUCUGCGCUCAGAGGACAGCAGACAGCAUGGAUCAAGCGACAGUGGACACAGUUCUGCUCACAACAGUAGACCUGCUGGUGAAGAAGUGACAGCACUGGCUGUAUCAGAGCAGAUGGACGUGGUCACAGAGGCGCGUGCGGUGGUGAAGGAAGGCCUGUGUCAGACCGAGGCCCUGCGGGACAAAGCCAUGCGUCUGAUGUUCGGUGCUCUGCUGUCACUGCUGCUGCCGCUGGCUUUGGCCUUCCUGCCCUGCUCCUGCUCCUGCUCCUUCAGCACCGUGGGGCUUCUGGGAGCCGUUUGCAUGGGCCUGCUCCUCUCUGGAGCUCUGCUCUACCUGCUCUUCACCACACACAUCAAAGUCCUGAAAGAGACUGAAGACCAGAUGAUGCUGACCUCUAAUGACCUCCAGACUAAACUGACAGGAUGUCGGCUGUCUGGAUCUUCAUCCUCCGAUGGUCCUCCAGAGCUCCAGCCGCUGAGUCCUUCUAAACGGGUUGACCCGUAAGAGCUGGUUCUGGGUCAGGUUACUGUACCUCAGUGUUACAUAAUAGCUGUUAGGAAAUAACUUGAAGAGCUGAUCCGAGAGCAGUGCUCUGAGGCUAUACCUACCUCAACUCAGUGAAUAGACAGAUUAAUCAUCACAGAGCUGCUGCUCUUCGCAUUUUAACGAACUGAAAAUCUUGAAGGCUGAAAUGUAAAGCCCUGUUUGUUUCCGUGAGGGCGAGUUAUUUAUUUCUUUGCUAGUCUAUGCCUGUUAAGACACUCCGAACAGUGUGCUCUCUGAUAUUUUAAUGUAACUCAAAAGAGACUUAAGUCAAUUUUUUUAACGAUUUGUUGUUGAGGUAUUACUAGACCACAUUUUAGGCAUUAUAAACACUGUUUGAAUGUAAUUUCAUCAUAAUCAUGAAU
This is a messenger RNA of Sinocyclocheilus grahami, 2002 nucleotides long. Its product is annotated as sphingomyelin phosphodiesterase 2-like. Lineage: Eukaryota; Metazoa; Chordata; Actinopteri; Cypriniformes; Cyprinidae. Gene Ontology annotation, molecular function: sphingomyelin phosphodiesterase activity. The record is from RefSeq and is a predicted model, not a curated record. The transcript is spliced from 12 exons. The coding region runs from base 252 to 1598 and encodes 448 amino acids.